Gavialis gangeticus (Gharial) is the source of this 4504-nucleotide messenger RNA. RefSeq names its product paired related homeobox 2 (gene PRRX2). Gene Ontology annotation, biological process: regulation of DNA-templated transcription. The annotation marks the transcript as partial. Gene Ontology annotation, molecular function: DNA binding; DNA-binding transcription factor activity, RNA polymerase II-specific. The transcript has 4 exons. The record is from RefSeq and is a predicted model, not a curated record. Lineage: Eukaryota; Metazoa; Chordata; Crocodylia; Gavialidae.
GACGGCGCCAAGGGCGCGCAGGACCCGUCCGGGGGCAGCAGCGGCAGCGAGGCGGCGCCUCAGGACAAUGAGAGUCUGAGUCCAAACUGUGGUGCUACCAAGAGGAAGAAGAAGCAGAGGAGGAACCGCACCACAUUCAACAGCAGCCAGCUCCAGGCUCUGGAGAGAGUCUUUGAGAGGACACAUUACCCAGAUGCUUUUGUGCGAGAGGAGUUAGCACGGAGGGUGAACCUCAGUGAGGCCCGAGUCCAGGUGUGGUUUCAGAACAGACGGGCCAAGUUCCGCCGCAACGAGAGGGCUAUGUUAGCCAACCGGUCCGCCUCUCUCCUCAAGUCCUACAGCCAAGAAGCAGCCAUUGAACAGCCCAUGGCCCCCAGGCCAACUUCCUUGAGCCCAGACUAUCUCUCCUGGACCACCACCUCCCCCUACAGCCCAGUGCCAUCCUACAGCUCCAGCGCGCCCACCACACCUGUCCAGGGGGUGAACAUGGCCAACAGCAUUGCCAGCCUGCGCCUCAAAGCCAAAGAGUUCAGCCUGCAUCAGAACCAGGUGCCCACUGUGAACUGACUGCACAGCCCCAAAAACUGGGACAAAAAUGCCAACGUGCCUGCCCUAGCAGGGACAGCUCCUUCCCAAUCCUGAAGUGCCAGUUUGGAUGGCCUGUGCCAAUCUAGACCAGAACACUAGUGCCACUCAACUAAUACUGAUUCCAGUAUCAGCAUCUGCAGAUGCCACUCCCAUGCCCUCUUUUUUCUGUGCCUUUUGAAGGCAGAGCAAGUUGCAGUCUGGCUUUGGUAAGUGGUGUGCAACUGUAGACACAUAUGGAGUAAACUUGCUUCCCCCAUAAUAAAGGAUACACACACCCAUACACCCUCACACUUCAAGAAUAUAAAGACUUGCCAAGUUUACAUGAGUUUGCUUCCAAACAGGGAAGGAUCUUGGACCACUGGAUUUGACCGAUUUGAGUAUCUUGCCUGGACAGUCAAAGAGAAGUUGAGUAUCCUCCUACCCCAGGGACAUGGCAUUUUGCAGAGGAUCACUAAAAUGCAUAAUGUCCAUUAUAUAGUCCCUUUUUCUUCAGUGGUCACUAAGCCAUGAUUGUUCAGCAGUCGCAUAUGUAGCCAAUUCACAUUAGACACCAGCACGCCCAAGGCUGAUGCAUCUUCUCACCUCUUUGUACAUCACCAGACUGCAAUGCUUGCAAGAGAGAGAAACUUUGGCAGAUGGAACUGUGCACACCUGCUGUAUAUAUUCAUUAUCUUGACCCUGCAUUGUGCUUUGUACAUUUAGGAAUAGCCAGCUGCCCAUGUCAACGCGAGAUACACACCACCAGCCUUAACUAGUAACCAAAGAGAACGAGGAUGGCUCGAGUGUCCAGAAGGACUCACUCCGUCAGCUACCUAAAAAUCUCAUUAGUUGGGGUCUUGCAGUUUUCUGAAAGUCAGCAUUUGCUCUGUACUGUUUGGUUAAGUCCAUGAACUCACAAAAAAACGUAAAGGGCUUCAGGUGCCUGAACUCUCCCAAGGAAAAAGAAAAUAAAAUCUGUGAGCUUUAGCUGAAUACCCAGUUGUUAAAUCUCUAUGCAAACAGUACUAAAGCCAGCCUCCUUCAGAGACACAGCCUCCCUUACAGAACUGCAUUCCCUGGAUGUGGUCAGUGGCCCAAGCUUGUAAAUUAAAUUCCUGCAGCAGAAAGUGGUUGGGUUUCCCCUUUUCUCCACCUCUUUUUUUCCACAAGGGGGACUUUCAACCCUGUAUCAUCUCCCCAAACUGUUCGGUCCCCCCUUCCCUUGACCCCAUUGUGAAUUUAGACUUAACAAUAAGUCUAUCAGUCUUUUUAAGAGUAAAUAUGGCAACUUCUGAGGUACCUUCAUGAGACCCUGCUCUAUUGUAAGUGCAGGCAUUUUGUCUUAGCUCAUUCUGUGGAGUCCAAAUGUCCGGGUACCUCACACUGAGGCAUAAAACCCAACAUUGGCAGUAGUUACAGAUGAGAAAAAGUGCCAGGAGAACAGCACAUGUGCACAGGAAGAGAGAUCACCCAUAAAGAUAAUCUUACUUCUCCCUUGCCUCCCCCACUCAUUGCUUCUCUGUGAGCAUCCUCUUAUUUAAUGAGCCUUUGGCUGGAGCCCAGUACACUAACUAACAACAGGAAUAAUCUCAGAACCAACUGUUUCUCCUCCACAAAUACAGGUGCUCUGUGCUUGAGCUAAAGGAGAGUCCCCCAUAACCUGUAGCAUUGUUAGGGUUUGCAUCUGGUUUAGCUACAGUAGGACCACGCUCUUAUAAGCAGUCCUGACCUUCUGUCCAGGGCAGGAGAGAGAAAAACUUGAGCUCCUCUGUAACACCUUGCUGCGAGGUCUGCAGAGGCCUAGAUCUUCUGGUUGAACCAGCAGGGACAUAUUGGGUUGGAUGUUCCUUGUCAGCCUGCCCCAACACAGGGAAGGGGUUUCCAAAAUUGAGAUGCCAACCCCUCAGGAGGAUUAGCUUUAAUUGAACUAAAGGACCUGAACUUCCUGUUGUCAUAGUGCUGUCAACAACACCAAACCUACUCAAAUGAUGAGGCAGCUCUGGAUGUUCCCCAAACAAAUCACAGGUCUGUGGAGGGCCCUCCUUAUGCUGCUGCCAAAACCACUCUAGGCUGCACAUCCCCUAUAAUAAUACUUUAUUCGAUUCCAGCAAUUGUUUACACACUUCCUAAGUAGCCAUUGUGUUAGGGGGAUGCUGAAUUACUCCUAGAAUUAAAAGGUGAACCUAAGUGACCUAGAAGUAUGCAUUCCUUCGGCUUUCAACAGGACUCGUGCACCAGCGACACUUGAGCAAUUUUGAAAUCCUCUUGCACUAGGUCCUUAACGAAGCUAAAGGGUGCCAUCGGCACGAAAGGCCAGAUUUCAAACAAGCCCACAUCAAAAAUAAUUAGAAUUAUUUCUAUGGCUCCCUUUUUUGUUGCACUUGAGCUUUACAGAAUCUGUUAUGCUUUGAUCCUCACAACACCUGCGAGACAGGGUUAUUAUCCCCAGUUUGCAGAUAGGAAAGGAGGCACGGAGCAGUGAGAAGAUAUCACUUUAAUGGCCUAGCUAACACAAUGCAGGGUAUGUGCACACUGAAGCCCAAGCCCUGCACUUUUCCCCUGGUCCCUGAUAUUUCUUUCGAAAUGCAAUUUCAAAUGCAGAUUUUCCAAAAUCACCACAGUGAGGUCUGGACUCAGGCAUUCACAGGAUAUGGCUAAAACACUGAAUAAAUAGCAGGUAGGAAAAAUCUGGUCUUGAGCUCUUAGAAAUCUCCAUCUCCAUGAGACCAAACAAGCUCCUUAGAUUUCUCAGUGCAAUCCCCUGUAGAUAGGAUUGUGUCAUGCACAUUCCCGUGACUGCUGCAUACCUUGUUCUAUGACUUAAGGAUGCAUCUUGGGCAAUUAUUACACCCUUGGCAGUUUCAGCCAUGUCUCAAAGACCAGGUAACUACAGCAGAAAGAGCACGGUUUCGAGGGGCAAUUAUUUAGCUAGCGAGAAAAAGAUCUUUUCCGAGCACUUAGGAAAUAGCUGUGAUGCUUCGUGCUAACCUAUGGGUGAAUGCCAGCAAAACAGGGGUCAGGUCCAUUGGCACAAGCCAAGAGCUCAGGAGUAGGAAACUAUUAAAGGGCAAACAGAGCAAGAACAAGCCAAAGUGUAUGUGGAUGCAGGGCGAUUGCUUUGGGUGAAGCUCCCACUGCAUUAGUUCCAGGUUAAUGCUAGAAGCCACUGCAACAGCACAGGACAAACAAGCCUGUGAUUGAAACUCCACUUUACCCCCAAGGAAAAGACGUUCUCAAGCAGGGAACACUAUAUUUCCAGCACCAGCAAGUGAGCCAGCCCCUCACUGAAUAACAGUAAAGGGAAGAUCGUAUUAAGACCUCAUGGGCUAGCGAAGACAUGGAUUCAUUGUAGAUAAAAAGCCCACCAUGAGAAACUUUGCUUGAGGGCUGGAGGAAGGGAAAUUAUGAAGCUUUCAUUCCCAUGGCAAGCACAGGGCUCUUUGUCAGUUAUACAAGAUAAAACCACAGGGAUAUAAAUGUCACUCCCUCUUUGCGAGCAUUAAUGAAAAUAAACCCGGUUAAUAGUUUGCAGAUGCUGUUUCUGUAAACCUAAAAAAAGAAGGGAAUAAAUAUUUCUUUGCAGAAUAGAUAUAUGUAUAUAUAUUAGAAAACAUUUGCUCUUAAUCUUACAGUCCCUUCACUUGCUGCGCGAUCUUGGCAGCUUAUCUAAGAUUGUCAGUCGCUGUUAAAGCAUUACAGAGACAAGAUACAAAUUGCCUCAGUGCAGCAAUACCAGAAACUAGGGAUCAUCAUAAUCUAAGCUUGCUCUCUCCCUUUUUAUUUGUACAUUUCAAUUACUUGUAAUAGGAUCUAUGGUGGAUUUUUUUUUUUUUGCAUGUCUGCGUUGGGGGUUUUUUUUGUAUGUUUUUGUAAAAACAACUCUUGUGAAAUAAUUGAGAAAUAAAUAUUUUACUGAGUAGUUCAGUGUCUGAAUACG